AUGCGUUUACCAGCCACGCCAACUCUAAGCCCCUUCCAGACACUCAGGGUGACCAAAUUAAGCUCUGCCGUUGAACGAUUCGCACCUGCCAAACUGCCCGACAACUCCCAUGGUCCUUCACCCCAGAAGCAUCAAGGUCAAUUGAGAGAAUCCCAACACAUACUACCGCCUACCACUAUUCAGCAAUUGACUCCUUACCCUACCAAGGAGCAGCACGGUUCCUACGGCCACUCCAAAGCUGAGCGAUCCGAGGUGAUAGGGAGCACUGAGGGAGUGGAUAGCUACCACAUGGAAGAGCAGCUGCCAAGAUUUGGUGCAGAUCAGGGUGCCCAUGAGUCUGUCAGUGUCGAGGAAUCUCGGUCGUUCGAUUACGACCACUCAAGCGAUCAAGAGCGCUUCGAGUCGCUCUUGGGACUGAUUAUUCCAGACACGGAUCUGCCUGUCGAGCAUGCACACUGCGAUGGUGGGCUAGUGAAACGCGCAGUCGAGGUUGGUAGCCCGGUUGGAGCCUCUGCACAGGACGACGAGUAUUUCCUUGACGACGACUUGGCGGACGAAGAUAUUGCCUCACUCCUAGAGACGGCACAGAAAUCUGUACAGGAGCAACAUAUCCCGCCCUCCAGCGUCGCUCAAGCAUGGGACCACGAUUCGCGAUCGGCCGUGGAGUACGACUCAAACCUGCAGUACUCCUCGCCCCAGCCAUGGGGGAAGUGCGAUGGCAAUUCGACGCAGUCAUCAGCUGCAGCAGCGAACCAAAGGGGCGCUUCUACACAGGAGGAAGACCUGCUUGACGAGAACGUCGAUUGGCAUGCAGUUUUUACCGUGAUCAGCUCACUUCCUAAAGACCCGUCGCUUGUUGCCGCCCGAGAAAUGGGAGCCCAAACUGCACCGCGAGCUACUUAUGCGGCGAACACCAUGGAGCUACCUUUUCCUCCAGAAAACUCGAAGUUUCGUGCUUCUUGCACCCGAACGUCUGGCCUCGAGAAAGUUCAUAAUAGGUCGGCUGUGCGUGAAAUGUCACCAAACACUGUGGUACGAACCUGUUUCCGGAUAGGUAUGAUGUUCAAUCAGACGGUGCGUUUCGGUGAUCAACAGGACAUGUUGUUUGAGUUAUUCGCGCGCGUGACUUAUUCGAAUCGCGAGACCCUCGCGCGGAAACAACACUUCCAAUUUGUCGACCUGUUCAAAGACCAGCAACCUUAUCCAGCAGGUAUCCUCAGCGACUGGCACAUUAACAGCCAACUCGAUCGGCAUAGUUCGGCCUUCUUGGACACGAGCAGAGGUCCGAGGCUCUGCUGGUGCCUGUGCAAGCCGAUGAGGGAUCCAAAAGCUGCGAUUGGAUGGACCUAUACCGUCCUCAGUAUCGAGGAAACCAACUGGGAGCAGAUAGAGAGGUCGAAGAAAGCCUACGAAGAUACACAAGCGCAAAAGGAUGAUGUUUCUGCAUCAAAGCUAUGA
Messenger RNA from Anthostomella pinea, 1458 nucleotides. NCBI's taxonomy places the organism in Eukaryota, Fungi, Ascomycota, Sordariomycetes, Xylariales, Xylariaceae. The record is from the annotation of a GenBank genome assembly.